AUUAGCGACUAGCGAAAAGCGAUUACAAAGAUUCGUCUUUGUAAUCGCUUUCUUGAAGUUUUACUAAUAAAUUACUUUCAUGUGCUUUUACUACUAUAACUGGAGAACAUUUAUUGAUAAUGAUGUCAACUACAGAAGGAGAAUUGGACGUUGAAGUAGCCCAAGAACUAGAAGAUGGCGAGUUGGAGGAUUCAGAUGUGGAAGAAGGCACUUAUAUUCCUUUGGAGCGUCCAGAAGUGUUCAACCCGCCUUCUUUAGUAAAUAUGCAGAUUCAGGACGAGCAAAGCGAUGAGGCUUCGCUCGAAUCGUCGGGCUCUGAGUCGGACGAUGAACCGAGGCGUCGGGCGAAACGCACUAAAUUGAGACCACGACGCCCACAGCCACAAGCCCAAUCAGGGCGCAAUAACAAAUACAAUAUAUGGUGCCAAGCUUUGCAGGAAGACCUAUUAACUGAAGACAUGGUUACAUGUGAUGUAUCAAAGAAAAGCAGAUACGGCGUUGAGUCUUAUGAUUAUACCAUUAAGUAUAGAUUAGACGAUAACUAUAUUUCUAAAAAAGUUUUUAGUAGUAAUCAUGAAAACCAUCACGCCAAUAAGAGUCACAAUAAGAGGACAUUCUCGGACAGAUCCAAUGUGAAGUUAAGGUUAGGGAAGCGGGUGAACAGCCACCAAGUUCCUGAAGAGAAACAGAAUCCAAGAUUACUGCCAGAUCUAGUUUUUACAGCUGAUGAUCCUUUGGAAAGUAUUGCCAGUGAAAUAGCUGAAAAACUUGCUGAGGAGAAGAAGGAUCUAAUUGCAAGGAUUGUGGAGGUGCUGGGAGCAAGUAAGGCGAUUGAAAUUUAUAAAGAAACACAAACAGUAGAAGCAGAUGGUGGAAUGCUUGUUAUGAAUGGUACCCGUCGCAGGACGUCUGGUGGUGUAUACUUCUUCCUUUUGAAGAGAGAUGAUGAAGUAUCACAAGCCAUGGUGAACAAGAUAUUCAAUGAGGAUCGUAAGGAAACGGCGCGAAAAAUUAAGAAGGGCCGCGUUAAGAGUCGCCAAAAGGUCAUGGAACAGUUGAAACAAAGUCUUACAGACUCCGAACUGCCAUCACUAUUAUCUCGAGGUGAAGCGACAGUGCAAACGGAGCACGGUUCUAACCCGCCACCCUCACCUGCGACCGACGCCCGCGAGUGCUCGAGCGACACUGACGAGCACUCGCCCGAACAGGAGCACCUCCCCUCCCCCGCGCGACCACAAUCCCCCCUCCCCGAUAGAACGAGACCACUACAAGAAUAUGAAGAUGGAGACUACUUGGAGGUUAUGUGUAAUGAUGAAAUGGACUUCUUCUAAAUUUUGGUGCUUUUUUUAUAUUGAACUAAAUUAUCCUUCGACUGUGUCUCGACAGAGUAGAGGCAAUGAGUUGAAUGACGAGUCCUAUUAGGGAACAGAUUGGUAUGAUUAGAUACCAGUAAUUAAUGGGAAAUGCUUGAGGUUCAUUUCUAGAAAUAUGCAUUUAACUCCAAUGUUAUUUGCUCAUUUGUGCUCUACUCUGCUGAUUUGUAUAAAUCCUCAUUGAUUGAGGUAAUUAUGCAUUCAUAAGUGCACCCAGGGCUGUGAUUUAACUGCGGCCCAAUUCCCUUAGAUUGUUGUAAUAUAAAUGUGCUUGUAUAGUACUCGUCAAUUUAUAUUGUUUUUCGUGAGACUGAAACGUUUGCAUUUGUUAUGUAUUAUGAUAGACAGGGGUCUAUAUAUAUAAAACGUUGUUGAACUUCUCAGUUUUGUGUAGACUAGCAAUAUCAAUCGCCGGGUACUUGAAAUUUGGAUGUCUCGAGAAUAUAUUGAACUGUAUAUUGAAAUUUUAAACAUUGUCUGAGAGGAAUGGAUAUCACGAUUAUUGAAUGUUACUAUAUGAUAUUUAUAAUAUAAAGAUAACGCAAUAAUUCCAGUUGAAUACAUAUGUAGUUUGGCCCGAUAUUUGUGUAGAAGUUAGCUCCAGUGCCUGCAGAGAUGUGAAAAGUGCGAUCUAAUCGCGGCCGUACACGGACCGCUUCAAACAGUUGAGAUCGACGGCUUGAAGCCGCGCGGUGAACUAUAGACAUUCAUUCACUGCCGUACAAGGACUGUGUACAGCCGGUUUGUACCGACAGCUCGAGCAGUCAACGACCGACCGCUCGAGCCGUUCGUGUACGGCCGCUCUAAUUGUAGUAAAAAUAAUUGCGACCUUCUUAUAUUAAUACUAUUACUGUAUGGUAUGUUGUAAUACUAAAUAUACUAUUUUUACUUUUAUACUUAAUGUUAAGUGUUCGAUGUUUUUGUUACUUAUACAUAAUUAAGGGCAAAAACUCAUUGCAUUAUCUUGUUGCAGUCCUAUUGAUACUAAUAUAAAAAAAAAAUUAUCUUUUGUAGAUUUCACGAAAUUAAAUCUUUUUUGAUCUACGUUGAAAAAAGAAAUACAUACCAUCAUAAAAUCAGGCCCAAAUGUAAUACUUAUUCAAUUAAUGAAAAAAUGAAACAUAAGUUUUAAAGUUUUUCAUUUUAUCCUCAAAUUAUUGAGAUAGAUGUUCUGCUUACUUUUACUGACUAGGUAUACAAUUGCAUAACUAAGAUCUUUUGAAAGCUAUAGAUACACGCUCCAGAGAGGUAAUACCUUGGUCAGGUAAUUGCCUGACUCGUGUAUGCGUGCGGGUUAUGAGCAGCCAUUGCCGUUUUAUAAUACAUAAUUGAUGGAGUUUUAUCUAUCUAUCCUCUUGAUACGUCAUUAGACGGGUUUCAAUGUGGCUCUAAAUUCUCAUUCCUGUAACUAAAAUGUUACAGUGAAAACUGUUAAAAAUAUUUUUAUUCCAAGGUGCCUUCAGUUCUUGCUCUUAACAUGCUUUAGUAUAGCUUGUAAAGAUUUAAUUAAUUGUUUGCACAUUUAUUAUUUCAUAUUACAGCACAAAUAUUGAGUUGCUUUUUAUUUAUUCUUAGGUUACAGAAAUUAUUAUUUAGCAUGAGCAUCGAUAUUUAAAUGAUUCCUAAUGUUAAAUUAAACUACAAUAAUUAUUUUUAUAGAAAAGACUAAAUAAAUCCUGUUCCAAGUGUAUGCUGAAACAAUAACUUGGUAGA
Molecule: messenger RNA, 3086 nt
Organism: Colias croceus (clouded yellow)
Lineage: Eukaryota; Metazoa; Arthropoda; Insecta; Lepidoptera; Pieridae
Gene: Phax
Product: phosphorylated adapter RNA export protein
Exons: 6
Coding region: 120-1331 (403 amino acids)
Biological process (GO): snRNA export from nucleus
Cellular component (GO): nucleus
Source: RefSeq, a predicted model, not a curated record